Molecule: messenger RNA, 1338 nt
Organism: Trichoderma virens Gv29-8
Lineage: Eukaryota; Fungi; Ascomycota; Sordariomycetes; Hypocreales; Hypocreaceae
Exons: 2
Coding region: 1-1338 (445 amino acids)
Biological process (GO): transcription by RNA polymerase II
Cellular component (GO): nucleus
Source: RefSeq, a predicted model, not a curated record
AUGGAUCCCACGCUGCUCAUUGGCGAUAUCGUCGAACGAAGCGAAAAGGGGGCGAAACCGGUCGAGUUCCCCUCAGGCCCCAUCUCAGCGACCGGGUUUCCUCAGCACAAACGACGAUGGAAGCCCUCCGCGUUCAAGCAGCAGCGAAAUGGCGGUGCAUCGCAGCCCAACCAGGCACAGGAGCAAGGCCAGUCACAGAGCUUCGAAGAGGCCGAAAGAAAGCGAAUAGAUAGAGAGAACCAGCAAAAGAUCAACGACAUGACGCCCCAAGAGAUAUCUCAGGCGCAGGAAGACAUAAUGAAAGGACUGAACCCGGCGCUCAUACAACGCCUGCUCCAAAGAGCCAACAUCGACGAGCCUGACCCAAACUCGCCGUUUAAUAUGCCUGAGGCCCCAGAGCCGCAAGAAGCUUCAUCUUCAUUGCCUGUGAUUCCUAAAGCCCGCUUUGACGACGUGCCAAAAACAGCCACCGUUGAGGACGAGACUGCGGACGUCGUCGAGCCAGAAUCAAAACCUGAAUCAAAACGUCCAGCCGCUGCCGCUGCUGCCCAGGCGAAGUCGACCAAGAAAAUCGCCGAUAACUACGAUGAAGACCGAGAACCAUCUCAAAUCCCACCCGACCUCUUCCCCAUUACCGACCUUCCGAAAUCAACACACUUCCCUGUUCCCCCGAGCCUCCCGGACCUGGACCCUUCGGAUCCCAAUUUCCUCGCCACGCUGCACGAAAAAUACUUCCCCAAUCUCCCCGCGGAUCCGAGCAAGUUAGCUUGGAUGGCGCCUGUUCCCACUCAAGACAGUCCUGCCGAUAGAGAUUCUCCAUACUAUCCCCAUCCCGAGAUCAGCGUUUCAGCAUUGCGCUUCGACUUCCGAGGUCGUUUCCUAUCGCCGCGAGUGAGUCGGUCCAUUCCCUCAUCCAAAGGACUGCAUCACCACGGAGAAGCCCCCGAGGCUGCAGGCUACACAAUCACCGAGCUCGCUAGACUGGCACGAAGCGCUGUGCCGGCGCAGCGUUGCAUAGCGUUUCAAACUCUAGGCCGAAUCCUGUACCGUCUGGGGCGCGGCGAAUGGGGAACUACUCCAGACCACCCCAUUGCCAUGGGAGUCUGGGGCGCUGUCAAGGAGGGGCGGGUACUGGAGAGUCUGGCUGAAGCAAGCAUGGGCGAGGGCGGGCACAGGGGCAGCAGGGCGUAUGCCGUGGAAGCCCUCUGGCUGUUUGAAAAGGGCGGAUGGCGCGAGAAGCUGCAGAUCUACUCCAUCGAUCUGAUAAUCCACCACGACGUCGCUGGCCAGAACCAUGGCCGUGCUGAGUUUCAGGGCUCCGGCAGUGCCAGGCGGUGA